Molecule: messenger RNA, 459 nt
Organism: Daldinia childiae
Lineage: Eukaryota; Fungi; Ascomycota; Sordariomycetes; Xylariales; Hypoxylaceae
Exons: 1
Coding region: 1-459 (152 amino acids)
Source: RefSeq, a predicted model, not a curated record
AUGUCUGGCACUUGGGAAGCACUUAUGCACAUGAUGCGAAACCGCGUCUCAUUCUUCGACGGCUCCACGCCAGCCUCAGCGCAGUCCCCGGCGAAGGGAUGGAGGGUGUCCAAGCAGCCAUCCGAAGCCGCCGACAGCUACUUUCCCGAGCGAACGCCGUCGCCUACAUCAUCUAUCUCGGAGGCAGAGGACGACGGUCCCACGCCCGUCACCAAAGCAAACCGCAUGAUCGGUUCCGAAUAUCCCAUCCCGCCACUAGAGCGGGAAUACAGCCGUCCCACCGAGGAGCUCGACGUCGCGCAACAACUAGCCAAGAAGCCACUGCCGCGAUCGCUACACAGCUCCCUCCAGCGCGCGGCCUCGAACACCGCGCAGAGGCCCGUAGACGACGAGGAGACGAGACGACAGAAGCUCGCUGCUGCUAAGAAGGAGAUACUCGCCCUGGCCGGCCAGAUCUAA